Messenger RNA from Amphibalanus amphitrite, 1999 nucleotides. RefSeq names its product tetraspanin-18-like. The record is from RefSeq and is a predicted model, not a curated record. The transcript has a single exon. Gene Ontology annotation, cellular component: membrane. NCBI's taxonomy places the organism in Eukaryota, Metazoa, Arthropoda, Thecostraca, Balanomorpha, Balanidae. The coding region runs from base 84 to 776 and encodes 230 amino acids.
CGGCCGUCGGCCGGCAGACCCGCCCCGCACCGUGCCCAGAGCGCCCGCUUCUGCCUUCCGUCGACUCCAGCCCGCCAGCAGCCAUGUCGAGACACGAGCGCGAGCGAGGUGGCCUCGGCAACCUGAUCAAGUACUCGUUCGGCUUUGUGAACCUGCUGAUUUUCGUAGGCGGCGCGCUGCUGCUGGGGUUCGGCGCGGCGGCGCUGUCCGGUGACAACUCGGCCUUCAGCGACAUCGUGUCAGCCAGCCUGUACACAGGCACCGCAGUGCUCAUCAUCGUGGCCGGCAGCUUCGUCGUCAUCGUCAGCUUCUUCGGCUGCUGCGGCGCGUUCCGCGAGAGCCGCUGCAUGCUGGCCACCUUCUUCUGUCUGGUGCUGCUACUGUUCGUGCUCACACUGUCGGCCGCCAUCGCUAGCUUCGUGUUCGGCGGAGAUAGCAUCACCACUUCGCUGCGUGACGCCAUGACCAAGUCGCUGGAUAACUAUAAGGACGGCGAGCCGGCGGCCGUGGCCGCCUGGGACACCGUCCAGCAGGACUUCCAGUGCUGCGGCGUCAACGGCUUCCAGGACUACCGCGACACCGAGAUUCCCGACUCGUGCUUCGACAACAUGGACCGGGACAACCCCGUCAACCUGCACAUUAACGGCUGCUUUGACGAGACGCUGCGCUUCAUCGAGGAGAACAGCGCGCUGCUGGGUGGCAUCGCCAUGGGCGCCUCCGUCUUCCUUCUGAUGGCCAUGGUGGCAUCCUGCUUCCUGAUGCGCACUGUCGAGUGAGCGGCUGCCGAGGGAGGGAGGACGCUGCACGGCGCUGUGCAAGUGGGGCAGAGACUGGAGUCACCUCCGCUGGGUGACACGCGCUGACCCCGGCGCGAGGAUGUGCAGGCGGAUGGUUUAAAUGGUGAGACGGACUGCGGAGAGAGGCGUGCGGUGCCGAGUGGAGGCUGAUUUGAAUGCGUGGCUGAAUGGAAUGGUUGGACAUUGCGGUGUUAUUGGUGUACAAAUGUCCCGCAGUGGUUUAGUGGGUGAUGUGUUGGAUGAUUGGCGCUGACGGGGGGGGGGGGGGGGGGGCAGUUAGUUUCAUACUGGAAUGUGUUCCAUAGAUGGAACUGUGGAGCCAAUGUGCGUGCUCCGAGAAUGCUGCUCCUAGCCGUUAGAGUGUGAGUCUGGGUGGUGCCCCUGUGCUGUGUCCCGGCAGCUGUCCUGUACCGUCGAUGAGCCCGUGUCCAGACUUGUGGACCUCAGGUCACGUCUAGUGUGACAUCCGGCUGGUUGAGCGGAACGUCUGUGAGACUAGUCAGUAGUCACGUCAACGUCGGUGCGACCGACAUAGCCAGGCUCCAGGUGAACCCAGCCCGGGCGAUGUGUGACACUGACUAGUCGUCGUCCGUGCUUUGUUACGACUUUCAUGUCGUGUCAUAUCAGUAAGCUAUCACAUCAUCAUAAAUACACUUUACUGAGAUAAUAUCGUGAUCCAUAACAAAUGCAUAGGUCGUAUCGAGAACUUUACUUGUCGGAGACGACGAUCUUUUCGAGAUUUUAGUCAAUGCAGCGAGAUACACUGUGGACCGAAUCAAACAAUGCCAUUUCGAAUAGGUCGUCACAUAGACCUCCGUACACCCCUGCAGAGGUCUAUGUACAGAGGCCUAUGGUCGUCAGUAUAAUAUUUCUUCCUUUAUGCGUAGGUACCUUUUAGAGGACCAUCGUAGUAUGAAGAGCAGCAUAUAUGCAUUGUGUGUACACAUUGGCUAACUACUCGUACCUACAUGCUUGUCUAGCCUUUUAGAGCGAAGAUACCGACACUGCGCAAUGCGCGCUCAAUUAAGCCUUACUACGUCCGUAGGUGUAGCGUAGCAUAUGUGACUUUUAGGUGUGCCAUAGCCUCAUAGGCCAUGGGUGUGCCGAAGGUCAUGAGUGUGCUAAACGCCUGCGAACAGCUCCUGAGAUUGGCGGAAAUGUUAGAACCAUUCAUGAGAAAAAAUAAAUGCUACCGUCACCCA